Molecule: messenger RNA, 651 nt
Organism: Vicia faba (fava bean)
Lineage: Eukaryota; Viridiplantae; Streptophyta; Magnoliopsida; Fabales; Fabaceae
Source: the annotation of a GenBank genome assembly
AUGCCAGGUGGAUCUGUGUCGACUGGUGUAAACAAUACAGCACCACAACAAACUUCAACUUCUUGGCAACCUUCAGCAGAACAAAAUUCUGGCUUGUUUUCAUCUGUUUCAUAUGUAAAAAAGGAACCUAACGACCUUUCUAUUGAGCAGCAACAUAGGAAUCAUUUAUCUAAAUUGCAUGGGUUGCCUUCUGUUAAUUCUGGUCAAACUGAACAGGGUAGUGGUGUCAAUCAAGGCACCGUAAAGGAUGAGUUUUCAAGAGGUUCUUUAGCACUCACUAGCAUGUCACAUACAACAUCUGCUAGCUUUCCCACAUCAAGCUCUGCAUCUCAACUAGAUCCAACCAUCCAAACCCAGUUUGAUAACCCGAAUGAUUCAAAUAUGGAAGAGAUGCCCAUUGUACUGACAAGGUUAAGUUUAAAACUGGGCUGCACACUAAUACAAACGCUAGCAAUCAACACAAGACUAAGCUUGGUGGGAAGGCUGAAACUUCAAAAAGGCAAUUUAUCUAAUCAGAAUAAAGAGGCGGUACAAGUUGAAUUAAAUGACAAAUGGUAUCUUAAUAUGCCAUUUUUGGAUGUUCCUUUGUUAAGGCUGCUGAAGGAAUUGUUUGUAGGACAGAAGCUUGAAGAAUGGGAAACAGAAGAUUAA